AUGAGCAGCGAGCAUCCUAUCAACCCCGACGUAGUCAAACGCCCAUUGGUCAUCUGUGGACCAUCCGGUACGGGCAAAUCGACGGUUCUCACACCUAUCCUCAAAGCUCACCCAGGAACGUUUGGAUUCUCCAUUUCCCAUACUACGAGAUCCCCGCGUGCAGGUGAAGAGAAUGGUCGAGAAUAUCACUUUGUGACCAAGGACGAGUUCAUGAAGCGAGUGGAGAACGGUGAAUUCCUAGAAUGGGCUCAAUUUGGAGGAAAUUGCUACGGCACGACGUUCGCAGCUCUCUCUUCACUCGCUCCCAAACGAUGUAUCCUCGAUAUUGAGCUCCAGGGAAUCCUCCAACUUCGAGAGAAAGCCCAUCUUCAAACGCCUCCCCUCGACCCCGUCUACCUCUUCAUUGCCCCGCCUUCCUUGACCAUCCUGAAGCAACGCUUAAAGGGUCGAGGCACAGAGACGGAGGAAUCUAUGAGGAAACGAUUAGAUGCGGCGAGGGCAGAAAUCGAAUUUGCCAUGACUGGAAAGCACGAUAUCGUCAUUGUCAACGACAAUGUCGAAGAGGCGAGAGCGAAGCUUGAGAAAGUUGCCAUGGGUUAUGAGGGCUGGCAAUCGUGCGGUGAUGCGUUGCCAGAAUUCAACAUCAAGGAUCUCGAUUAA
Molecule: messenger RNA, 660 nt
Organism: Kockovaella imperatae
Lineage: Eukaryota; Fungi; Basidiomycota; Tremellomycetes; Tremellales; Cuniculitremaceae
Product: putative guanylate kinase
Exons: 3
Coding region: 1-660 (219 amino acids)
Biological process (GO): purine nucleotide metabolic process
Cellular component (GO): cytosol
Molecular function (GO): GMP kinase activity
Source: RefSeq, a predicted model, not a curated record